AUGACUGGAUUGUAUUUCGUGAGCAAAGUUCCAGACGUUGAGAAGCAGAGCAUAGUGCCGAAUCAGGCAGGGCAAAAGCCAGAAAGAGCAUCUGAAAAUCUUUAUCAGCCCAGGACUCUCAAAUUCUGGCUAAUUAUAUCAUGCAAUCUUCUUUCCCUCUUUGUCGUCACAUUGGAUCGGACAAUUGUCAGCACUGCUAUUCCUCGUAUCACAGAUGAGUUCGAUAGUCUGGGCGACAUUGGCUGGUACGGUUCGGCAUUCUUGCUCACGGGAGCAACUUCCCAGCUUCUCUAUGGCCGCAUAUACCGAGCUUACGAUAUGAAGCGUGUAUUCCUACUUUCCAUUGUAGUUUUCGAAAUCGGUUCUGCCAUCUGUGGCGCUACCCCCAACUCAGGCGCCUUCAUAGCUGGACGUGCUAUAGCUGGGCUCGCAUCCGCAGGGGUCUUCUCGGGGUGCAUGCUCAUCAUAAUACCCAUGAUUCCGCUGCACAAGAGACCUAUGUUUCAAGGCAUGUUUGGAGGAGUCUUCGGGGUUUCUAGUGUUAUGGGGCCCUUGGUCGGUGGGGCCUUCACCAGCUCGGUCACCUGGAGAUGGUGCUUUUACAUCAAUCUUCCUAUCGGAGCAGUAACACUGAUACUUUUGUUCUUGAUAUGGGAUCCGCCGAAGUCAAACCACGAACCUGCUUCCAUUGGGACUCAUCUAAAACGGCUCGAUCCUCUGGGCAUGUUUUUCUUCGUGCCAGCCAUUGUCUCUCUGCUGCUAGCUCUACAAUGGGGCGGCUCGACCUACUCGUGGAGUAAUAAUCGAAUAAUUACACUCUUCGUUCUGUUUGGUGUCCUGCUCUUGCUCUUUGCCGCCGUUCAGAUCCUCAGACCAGAAACGGCAACGAUACCAACAAGGGUAAUCACUCAAAGAAGCAUGCUUUGCGCAGCUCUUUACACCCUCUGUAUAUCGAGCUCCAUGAUCUUGAUGGUCUACUUUCUUCCGAUCUGGUUCCAAACUGUCCAACUCGUCAGCCCCAUCAAGUCAGGCAUCUACACGUUACCGCUCAUGCUCAGUAUGGUUCUCGCAACCUUCAUAGCAGGGCUCAUGACGCAGAAGACUGGAUACUAUGUCCCGGCCAUGUACAUAUGCCCAUGUAUCUUGUCUGUUGGCCUAGGUUUGAUGUCCACUUUCAACCUCAACACCGACUCAUCCCAUUGGAUCGGCUAUCAAUUCCUAUCUGGUUUCGGCCUGGGCUUUGGAAUGCAAGUCUCGGGCCUCGUUGUCCAGAGAGUCCUCCCGCUUGCUGAUGUACCGAUCGGAAUCGCACUCGUAUUCUUCCUGCAGCAGCUCGGUGGUAGUGUCUUUGCUACAAUUGGUCAAUCGAUUCUUACUAACUAUCUUAUAUCUCAGCUCUCAGACAUUCCAGGUCUAGAUACAAGAAAGAUUUUUAAUAAUGGUGCUACUAACCUAGCUUCCAUUGUCCCGCCUGAGUAUAUGGUUCAAGUGCAGCAGGCGUACAACGGGGCUUGCACGAAAAUCUUCCUCGCUGCAAUGGGGGUCUCGCUUGCUGGACUGCUUGCCUCUCUUGGUAUGGAAUGGAAGAGCAUUAAAAGGGGGAAGAAUGGGCAAGACGAACCUACGCAGACAUCGGAGCAUAAGGGGUUGGAUGGGAAUGCGUAA
Molecule: messenger RNA, 1665 nt
Organism: Aspergillus caelatus
Lineage: Eukaryota; Fungi; Ascomycota; Eurotiomycetes; Eurotiales; Aspergillaceae
Product: MDR family MFS transporter
Exons: 6
Coding region: 1-1665 (554 amino acids)
Biological process (GO): transmembrane transport
Molecular function (GO): transmembrane transporter activity
Source: RefSeq, a predicted model, not a curated record